CAUAACCGUCGGCUGAGUGUUGUCUUGGGUUACACUUGAUCCUGAGCUGACGACGGUCAUGCCGCGUGGGGUUGUCGCUGGAUAAUUGCGCAGAAUGUUCCAUGUGGAGUCCCGAAGCCGUGGAAACCGAAUAUUAAAGGUACGUACUUGUAGGACAUGUCAUAUAUGUAGGCAGGUUAUUAUCCCUCUGCUCCCAGGGCCACCCAACGUACCAGCUUCCAUAGUAGGGUUACGUUACUCUGCUUGCACAUCCAACAAUGCGGUUCACGUUCGCCCUCUCGACCACGGCAGCGGUCUUGGCCGCUGCCCACCCGCAUGCCAAGAGAGCCGCCAUUGACGAGUGUCUCGAGGCCGCCGGUGUCCCGGUCGACGCGCCGGAUUCGGAGGACUGGGAGCUCGACGUCAACCCCUUCAACCAGAGACUCCCCUACCUCCCCGCUGCCAUCGCCGUCCCGACUACCCUGGAGCACAUCCAAGCUGCCGUCUUGUGUGCCGCCGAGGUUGGCCUUAAGGUGAACCCCAAGUCGGGUGGCCACAGCUAUGCGUCGUUCGGCCUUGGUGGCGAGGACGGCCAUCUUGUCGUGCAGCUCGACCGCAUGAACAACGUCACGCUCGACACCGAGACCCAGAUUGCGACGGUUCAGCCAGGCGCACGUCUCGGCCACGUUGCGACGCUGAUCUAUGAGCAAGGCAAGAGGGCUUUCAGCCACGGAACCUGCCCUGGUGUGGGUGUUGGUGGACAUUCGCUGCACGGCGGCUUUGGCUUCAGCUCGCACACGCACGGCCUGGCGGUGGACUGGAUCGUCGGUGCGACUGUGGUUCUCGCCAACGGCACUGCCGUUAACGCUUCCGAAACCGAGAAUAAGGAUAUCUUCUGGGCCCUCAAGGGCGCCGGAUCCAACUUUGGCAUUGUUGCCUCCUUCCAGUUCAACACUUUCGCCGCGCCGGAAAAUGUCACCACCUACCAGGUGAGGUUGCCCUGGAGCAACUCCACGGCGAUCGUCAAGGGAUGGGGACACAUCCAGGACUGGCUCGGAUCCGGUGGCAUGCCGGAGAAGAUGAACAUGCGGGUUCUCGGCGACAGGAGCGGCACCCAGCUGCAAGGAAUGUACUACGGCAACGCCUGUGAUAUGAAGGCCGCGCUCAAGCCACUCCUCAAGAACUUGCACGCGAACGUGUCGGAUGUCAAGGAGACCGACUGGAUGGGAGCCUUUGAGAACUACGCUUACAGCGACGAGAUUGAUAUCACCCGCCCGUACGAGCAGGUCGAGACUUUCUACUCCAAGAGCCUGGUUACCCCCGCACUCCCGGAGGAUGUGCUGCAGAACGUCGCCGAUUACUGGACCAAGGUCGCCCGGCUGAACACCCGCACUUGGUUCCUCAUCAUCGACCUGUAUGGCGGGCCGAACUCGGCCAUCACCAAGGUGCCCACCGAGGCAGGCUCGUAUGCGUACCGCGACCCGAAGAAGCACCUCUUCCUCUACGAGCUGUACGACCGCACCAUGUUCGGCGACUACCCCGAGAACGGGUUUUCGUUCCUCGACGGCUGGGUCGGCAACUUCACCCAAGGCCUGGGCAAGGACUGGGGGAUGUACGUCAACUACGCCGACCCCCGCAUGAGCCGGACCGAGGCUCAGGACGUCUACUACAGGCAGAGCCUGCCCCGUCUGAGGGACAUCAAGAAGCAGAUUGACCCUACCGACCUCUUCUACUACCCUCAGGCUGUUGAGCCCGCCGUCUAGAUGGCAGUCGACGGUGUUGCCUGGAGCACUUAGGGUAGUGCCUAGGGAUUCAAACUACAUUCGGGGAAAAGAUGUACAUAGGACGACGAGACUGUAUCUGUGUAGAUGAACCAGGCAUCAAAUAGAUUCCACGCCAUCCAAAUUAGAUGCCCUUGAGCCUAUUCCAUGAC
This is a messenger RNA of Chaetomium fimeti, 1912 nucleotides long. RefSeq lists its product as uncharacterized. Gene Ontology annotation, molecular function: oxidoreductase activity; FAD binding. Lineage: Eukaryota; Fungi; Ascomycota; Sordariomycetes; Sordariales; Chaetomiaceae. Bases 258 to 1742 code for a protein of 494 amino acids. The transcript is spliced from 3 exons. The record is from RefSeq and is a predicted model, not a curated record.